Molecule: messenger RNA, 744 nt
Organism: Dromaius novaehollandiae (emu)
Lineage: Eukaryota; Metazoa; Chordata; Aves; Casuariiformes; Dromaiidae
Product: adenylate kinase isoenzyme 6
Exons: 5
Coding region: 124-639 (171 amino acids)
Cellular component (GO): nucleus; cytoplasm
Molecular function (GO): AMP kinase activity; ATP hydrolysis activity; ATP binding
Source: RefSeq, a predicted model, not a curated record
GCCUCCUCGGCCAGCGAGCAGCCGCGGACGGGGCGGAUGACGCCAUCGGCGCGCGGCGGCGCCCGCGGAGGCCCCCGCGCACGUGUCUCCUAGGUGACAAGCGCCGGCCCCGCCGCCGGCAGCAUGAGGCGGCCCAACAUCCUCCUCACCGGUACUCCGGGAGUUGGGAAAACCACACUAGGCAAAGAACUUGCAUCAAGAGCAGGGCUGAUCUAUGUUAAUGUGGGUGAUCUGGCAAAAGAAGGAGAACUGUAUGAAGGUUUUGAUGAGGAAUAUGAAUGUCCCAUUUUGGAUGAAGACAGAGUCAUUGAUGAACUAGAAGAAAAGAUGAGUGAAGGUGGAGUUAUCAUCGAUUAUCAUGGCUGUGAUUUUUUCCCAGAAAGGUGGUUUCAUAUAGUAUUUGUACUUCGUACAGAAAAUUCAGUUUUGUAUGACAGACUUGAAAGCAGGGGCUACAAAGGGAAAAAGCUGCAGGACAACAUUCAGUGUGAAAUUUUUCAGACUCUUUAUGAGGAAGCCAUGUCAUCUUACAGAGAGGAAAUUGUACACCAGUUACCCAGCAACACUCCAGAAGACCUAGAGCGAAAUUUGGAUCAGAUUAUGCAAUGGAUUGAGCAAUGGAUGAAAGACAACAAUUGACAUCUGGUGGAAAAGUAACUCUGUUGGAUCUCUUCCUGGAGGGGCUUAAUAAGUGACAUUCAUAAUUCUUUUAUGGUAAAUUAAAAUAAAUUUCAUUGUAGUUUA